CCUCGGCGGCGUCGGCUCUUCCCCGCCACUGGCGCCGGUUCAAGGCCGCGGCGAGGGGCGGCGGCAAAGCGUUGCUGGGGUCUCUCCUGUGGAAAGGACGCUGGAGCGGCGGCGUUCGCUGGGGAAGGAAGCAGUUAUGAGUGCUGACCAAGUUUCAUGCUUGUUAAGCCAAGGAACAACAAAAACAUAUCAAAUUCCUAUUGAGCAUCUGGACUACAAAUUCAUUGAAACAUGCAAAGAUGUUAAGCAUUUGGAAAAGAUUCUUAAGAUAUUAAGGUCUGGUGAAGAAGGCUUCUAUCCUGAUCUUGUAUUAUUUUGUGAAAAACGCAUUGAGUCUUUGGCUCCAAACAGCAGAGCUCUGCGAAGAGAUAAACCUGCAGCCACUGCUUCUGAUUUUACUACUGAGGAAUGGAAAGAAAUAGAGAAUGAAAUGAAGAGCUGGAUUACCAGAAUGAAAGAAGAUGAGUAUAAAAUGCAGUAUGCUACAACAGAAGUUUUCAAGGAGAAAGUGGAAAAUUUGCCACCAGUUCGUAGUUCAGAUAGCUCUCUUCCUUCUAGACAGAGCAAAGCUUCAAGAAAUGGUGUAAUAAAGAAUAAAAAUAUACCAAGGGACUAUAGAGAGUGGGAUAAGUUUGAUGUGGAAAAAGAAUGUUCCAAAAUUGAUGGUUAUGAGGAAAAUAAGAGUAAAUCCAGUUUUAGAACUACUAACAAAGGGUUACCAAAAUCUGAUAUAGACACAACAGGUUUGACUACAAAGGAAAAAAUCUUCAUUGCUAAUCGUGAAAAAGAAAAAGGAAAUGAAGCAUUUGUUACAGGAGACUACAAAGAAGCAGUUAUCUACUAUACUCGGAGCAUAUCUGCAUUUCCCACUGUGGCUGCAUACAAUAAUAAAGCUCAGGCAGAAAUAAAACUUCAGAAUUGGCAUGUUGCUCGUCAGGAUUGUGAGACAGUGUUAAAAAUGGACCCUGAAAACAUAAAAGCUUUUAUGCGCCGUGCCACUGUUUACACUAAUCUACAUAAUUUCAAAGCAGCUGCAGAAGAUUUGAAGAAAGUGUUACAUAUUGAGCCAGAAAAUGCUAUUGCUAAGAAAAACUUGUUGGAUAUUGAGAAGAAUCUGAAAGAGUCCGAACCUAUUUCUCAAACUAAUAGCAAGGGGAAAAAAAUACUUAUUCAAGAUAUAGAAGACUCGGAUGGUGACGAAGAACUAGGAGGGAAUGAAGCAGAAUGUGAAAAUGACAGUGGAGAUAAAAAAACUGCUGUGCUAGUGGGAGGAGAGAUCACAACUGAGAAGACAGAAAUGGGGAAUGCACAAAAGAAGUUUCCCAGCAAAGGAGAUGGCUGUAAAUGGGAAAACAAGGAAACACAGAAGCCCAGGGACCCUUUGGAGAAUAGUGUUAAAAAAGGCACACCUGAAAAAAAGACAGCCAAGGUUUUACAGGAUUCUGAAAAUGAAGUAAAUGGCUAUCUGAGCAGUGACAAAAAUAAUAGCGAAAACAAGGAAGUAAUACAGAAAAAUGCAGAAUCUUCAGCAGCUGGAAAAAACAGUUCUACUUUGCUCCCUUCCACUGCAGCAACACUGAAAGCUGAAGGAAAUGAAUUAUUUAAAAAUGGACAAUUUGGAGAGGCCGUCCUCAGAUACUCAGAAGCAAUUGAAAAUGUAAUUAGUUCUGGAAUCCAAAGUCCAGAGGAUCUAAGUAUUUUGUAUUCAAACAGAGCAGCAUGUUACCUAAAAGAAGGAAACUGUGCUGACUGCAUUCAAGACUGUAACAGUGCACUAGAACUUCAUCCAUAUUCUCUGAAACCUCUUCUGCGUCGAGCAAUGGCCUAUGAGUCUAUGGAACGAUAUCGGCAGGCAUAUGUUGAUUAUAAAACAGUACUACAAAUAGACAGUGGAAUCCAGGUAGCAAAUGACAGUGUUAACAGGAUAACAAGAACUUUAAUAGAUGAGGAUGGCCCAAACUGGAGGGAGAAGCUGUCCCCAAUUCCUGUUGUUCCGGUUUCUGCUCAGUUACAUUGGUGGGAUGGAGGAAGUGUUACUGCAGAUCCAAAGCUGAAGAAAAAUGCAGCCAGGCAUGGAGAUCAACAGUCACAUUUUCCUAGGAAAAUAGAUGAAAACCCAGAAGAAAUGUUCAAGUCACUUAAGAAUAAAGGAAAUGAAUUUGUGAAAAAGGGUAACUAUGAAGAAGCAUUGAUAAAGUACAAUGAAUGCAUCAAGUUAAAUUCCCAGGAACAGACUAUCUACACUAACAGGGCCCUUUGUUACUUGAAGCUGUUUCAAUAUGAAGAAGCCAAAAAGGAUUGUGAUCAUGUUCUUCAGAUUGAUGACUCAAACAUAAAAGCUUUAUACAGAAGAGCUCUAGCAUACAAAGGAUUACAGAACUACAAAGCCAGUAUUGAUGAUUUGAAGAAAGUUCUUCUAAUAGAUUCAAGUAUUGAUGAAGCAAAGAAGGAGCUGCAGGAAACAACACAGUUGCUAAAACUGAAAAAUGAGCAUACAGUCAAUGGGCAACAAAAGGAAAGGAAAAAAAUUGAAAUCCAAGAGGUGAAUGAGGAAGAGGAAGCUACAGAGACCUGUGCUUCAGAGAAGUUUACGUCAAAUCACGACAGCGCUAAAGGAGAGCCUGACGCAGUGCCAAUGAAUAGUUCAGAAAAACUCAUUAUUUCAAAGCCAUCUAAUGCCUAUGAAUUUGGUCAGAUUAUAAAUGUUGUGAAUGCCAAUAAGGACAUCACUGCUUGUGCAGAGCUCUUAACAGCGAUUGAGCCAAAAGAUUUACCAGCCCUUUUAAGCAACAAACUAGAAGGAGACAUUUUCCUGCUCUUUAUCCAAGCCCUGCAGUCGGAUGUAUUUUGCCAAGACCCUGGACUGGUGUACCAGCAUCUUGUCCACCUGAGUAGAGCAGAAAGGUUUAAGAUGGUGCUAACACUACUUAGUAAGAAUGAAGUAGAACAGGUUCAACAACUGUUUGAUUCUCUUUCCAAAGAGCAAAACCAACAAUUUUCUUUAGAUGAUCUGAAGAGCCUUAAGAGAGACUUUGAACUUUAAACAACUUCAUUUUGGAACUGCCUCUAGCAUGCCUUCCCUUAAUGCUUGUAGGAUGGGCAUAUAAACUAUGCAGACUUGCAUGAGGUAGCGUCAGUCUUUUAUCUGGACUGUUCAAUAUGCUGUACAUUUUUUACAGUGCUUGCACACUGAAAAACUGCUCUUCCGACUUGUAUAUAUUUUAUCCUACAGAGUACACACGCAUGGCUUUAUAAGUAAUGGGCCUGUUCACUCACCAUUUUGUUCCUGCAAUUAUACAAUGAGAUUGGGAGCACAGGACUCAGGCUUGCACAUUCUCUUCAGAGGGGAGAGAACACAUGAACCAGUGAGGACAUGGUUCUCUGGGACAAAUCAACAGUUUCUAAAAUGUGGGUCCCAUAUAUAACAGUAUAUUUAUUUAAUAAUUAGAAUGUAUUCAAUGACAUCAAGCUGUAUUAACGGGGCAGAAUAUAGCCACCUAUGUUGUAUUCCCUUUCUUGUAAUACAGGAGAGUCUUCUAAAGAUGCUACUGUUUCAGAAAUGUCUUUGGACAUGUAGCAGAACAUCGUGUCCCAUUGACUGAAUGGAAAUUCUGCAUCAUUAUCUUUCAGUGGGGCUUAUGCCAAAAAAAAAAAAAAACAAUCCUAGUGCAUUUGUUCCUAUAGCCUUCAUUUUCUUCCUGCUAGUCACAUCUAACUGCAGUGCAGCUGAAACCUACCUUUUUUUUUGCAUCAGUCGCCGAUGCACUUGGACAAACACUUGCAUCUAGCUCCAAUUCUGUGUGGCUUCAAAGGAAAACACUGGCACACUUCUUAAAAUUCAAUGAUAACUUAAAUAUAUGCAGUAAAAUGCUUUAUGGCACUGAAUGUGUAAAGUUACACCUGCACUUUGGUCGUCUUCUACGUAUGCAAAAAUCAUUUUAUAUGGCUUGUGGACUACUGGUGAACAGCAAAACUGGAGCAGGAUAGACUAUGUUGUUAAAUGUUUUAAAGUAAUAGAACAGUUAUAUUUUUAAACCAGAGACUCGUAAUUUAUUGUUAGUGCGCAUAUCCAAUUUUAUUAUGAGAGGGACUGCUCAGGUACUUGCACUAUUUUGAAGGUGAUGUUAGUCAGUGACUUUCCCCAUUAUUAAAUAACCUAUGUAUGACAUUUCUGUUACCUUAAGACUUUACCCGGUUGAAAGCUGUUUCCUUGAAGAACCCUUACAAGAAAAUAUUUAAAAAUAAAUAUAUUUGGCAUA
Molecule: messenger RNA, 4259 nt
Organism: Lacerta agilis (Sand lizard)
Lineage: Eukaryota; Metazoa; Chordata; Lepidosauria; Squamata; Lacertidae
Gene: SPAG1
Product: sperm associated antigen 1
Exons: 19
Coding region: 137-3043 (968 amino acids)
Cellular component (GO): mitochondrion; cytosol
Molecular function (GO): heat shock protein binding
Source: RefSeq, a predicted model, not a curated record